This is a messenger RNA of Pteronotus mesoamericanus, 825 nucleotides long. It is a transcript of the gene EIF4E1B, whose product is annotated as eukaryotic translation initiation factor 4E family member 1B. Gene Ontology annotation, molecular function: translation initiation factor activity; RNA 7-methylguanosine cap binding. NCBI's taxonomy places the organism in Eukaryota, Metazoa, Chordata, Mammalia, Chiroptera, Mormoopidae. The coding region runs from base 31 to 825 and encodes 264 amino acids. Gene Ontology annotation, biological process: translational initiation. The record is from RefSeq and is a predicted model, not a curated record. The transcript is spliced from 7 exons. Gene Ontology annotation, cellular component: cytoplasm; eukaryotic translation initiation factor 4F complex.
GGUUAAAAGCCAGCAGCUGGGGGCCCUUGGAUGGCCUGUCCCUCUCGGAGCCCGAACUGCUGCAGCAUGGCUACCGCAUGCCCGGAUGGAGAGGCUGAGGGUGAGAUCCUAAAGUUGGAGGAGGAGAAAGAGGAAGAGGAAGAGGAGGCAGCAGCAGCAGCAGCAGCAGCAGCAGCGGAAGCGUCAAUGAAAGGGGAGGCUCUGCACUCUCUCCCGGGCCUGCGGUCCCGUAGGAGGAAGGCCCGGGAUGGGGGUCCGGAGGAGGCCAAGCAGGAGUUGCACCCUCUGCAGAGCAGGUGGGCUCUGUGGUUCUUCAAGAACGACCGCGGCCGGGCCUGGCAGGAUAACCUGCAUCUGGUCACCAAGUUUGACACAGUGGAGGACUUCUGGGCGAUGUACAGUCACAUCCAGCUGGCCAGUAAGCUCUCUCCGGGCUGCGACUACGCCCUGUUCAAGGAUGGCAUCGAGCCCAUGUGGGAAGACGCCAGGAAUAAGCGAGGUGGCCGCUGGCUGGUCAGCCUUGCCAAACAGCAGCGCCACAUUGAGCUGGACCGCUUGUGGCUGGAGACACUGCUGUGUCUCAUUGGGGAGAGCUUCGAGGAGUACAGCCGGGAGGUGUGUGGGGCCGUCAUCAACAUCCGAGCCAAGGGGGACAAGAUUGCUGUGUGGACGCGAGAGGCAGAGCACCAGACGGGCGUGCUCCACAUCGGGCGUGUCUACAAAGAGCGUUUGGGACUCUCGGCAAAGACCAUCAUCGGGUACCAGGCCCACGCAGACACAGCUACCAAGAGCAACACCCUGGCCAAGAACAAGUUUGUGGUGUGA